This is a messenger RNA of Scomber scombrus (Atlantic mackerel), 412 nucleotides long. Its product is annotated as TM2 domain-containing protein 1-like. NCBI's taxonomy places the organism in Eukaryota, Metazoa, Chordata, Actinopteri, Scombriformes, Scombridae. The record is from RefSeq and is a predicted model, not a curated record.
AUGGCGUCCUCCCGCAGACAGCAGUUUUGUUUACGUUCCGGGUUUUGGAUAAUUUUCAUCUUUUUCUGUUUUUAUUCACAUCUGGAUCUGAUUCUGGCUACAGAUGUGGACAGCUGCGAGAACCUCAGACUCGGACAGUUUCUCUGUAAAGAUCCAAAGAUCGAUGAAGCUACGCAGGAGCCGGAGAACUGCAGGGUGACGACGGCCUGGGUUGAGUGCCUCCCAGCUCCGAACAUCAGCUGUCGGCUCUCUAACGGGACGGAGUUCAGGUUCAGCGGGGAAGAGGUUGGCUUCAACAAAACCAUCCCCUGCAGGAACGUGAGCGGUUAUUCCUAUAAAGUCGCUGUGGCUUUAUCGUUGUUCCUCGGCUGGUUGGGAGCCGACCGCUUCUACCUGGGAUAUCCUGCUUUAG